This is a messenger RNA of Symbiodinium natans, 534 nucleotides long. The record is from the annotation of a GenBank genome assembly. Lineage: Eukaryota; Dinophyceae; Suessiales; Symbiodiniaceae.
AUGCACUUGGACUACCGGAUGGGGUCGGGUGCUGGUCCGUCCUUGCCGAUCUUCUACAACAUGUACAGAGAUCGUUGCCUGGAGUUCGAUGACAUUUAUGCAUGGGAAGCGCAUCAAAUCAACGGCACUGUUUGGUGGGGUCCAAUGCCGGAUGAAAUCAGAGAGAAGACUCGCUUCUUCAAUCUCCCUGUGGUAGAGAAUGGAUGCAAGGACACAACCAGAGGUCUUUAUGCACCGAGAGGAAGCUUCCUCCACCUUCUUCCCAUUGCUGCAAAAGUCGAAGACUACGUCGUCGUGAAGGUGGACAUUGACGGUGGCCCAGAACUGCAGAUCAUGGAAGCCAUCGCACGGCAGCCGGAGCUCAGCUCCCUAGUUGAUGAGAUCUUCUUCGAAUACCAUGUCUACUUCGAUGGCAUUAACUUUGGCUGGGGAAAGGGGACGGGGUACAAAAGCAAGGGCCGGACCAUCGAUGCGGCGCUGGACUUGAUGAAGAGGCUGCGCCAAGCCGGCAUUCGAUCCCACUUCUGGGUUUGA